Messenger RNA from Limanda limanda (common dab), 1427 nucleotides. Its product is annotated as coiled-coil domain-containing protein 152-like. The coding region runs from base 55 to 849 and encodes 264 amino acids. The record is from RefSeq and is a predicted model, not a curated record. The transcript is spliced from 8 exons. NCBI's taxonomy places the organism in Eukaryota, Metazoa, Chordata, Actinopteri, Pleuronectiformes, Pleuronectidae.
UCGAGUGUUCAUCACUGUUUUCUUCAGUAAGUUGCUCUUUGUUGGACAAACACCAUGAAGAAGUUAAACUGUUUUCAUCUCGACGACUUGAUGGAGGAGUUCGCUCAACUGGAGCAGACCACCUCACAGGUCAGUGGCAGGAACCAGCUGCUGGAGGUCGAGCUGGACGACGCCACCAGACUCGUUAACUUCUACCAGACCAAAGAGAAAAGUCUGACUGAAGAGAGAGACAGCCUUCUGCUCACAGUGAACAGUUUGCAGCAGACUCUGCAGGAGCAGUGCAACCUCAGAGUGGAGAACCAGAGACUGAAGAGGGACGUGGUCGACCUGAAGCGACAGAACGAGAGAACAGUGGAGGAUGGAGAAGCUGAGGUCCAGCAGCUGCUCGGUGUCAUGGUCACAAAGGACGAGAGACACAAGAGGGAGCUAGAGGCUGUAAGACAGAAGAGCAGGAGGGAGGCGGAGCUCGCCCAGAGGGAGGGUUCCAGUCAGGUUGAAGCCAAAGAUGCUGAAGUGAAGAAACUUCUGGAGAAGAAGGAUCUGCAUCUGGAGGAGAUGAAGAAGAGGCUGAAGGAUCAGGAGCGAGAGAGGCAGAGCGAGCUCCUCAAGUUACAGAUGGAGUUUGGUGCGAAGUUAGCCCGAGUUCAGAGCUCGGCUCAGUGGAAGGAGCAGCAGCAGCAGCAGCAGCAGCAGCAAGGAUCCAGCCUCCUUCCUCAGAGCGUCUUCAAGAGGAAGCUGCAGUUCAUCCAAGAGGAGAAGAACAAGGAGAUUGGGUUCCUGCGUCAGAGAAUCAAGGAGCUGGAGGAGAGCCAGCGCUCAGACAGCCGCCUGAAGAGGAGGAAGAUCUAGAUUGUGUCAAGGCCAGCGACGUUAACAAGCUCCAGACUCACUGGAGACACAAGUAACUCAACCAGUUCAGACUUUAUGGUUCAUUAGUUUCAUUUUGAAAGCACAAAGUGUAGAGGUCCCACUGCUUCUGAUGCACAGUCAUCCCUCACUAGAGCUGCAGUUUCACAGGUGAGCCGUGUGCAGAGAACACUUUCAAACAGUUUAAAGCUUUAAUCCAAUAGGACGGCAGCAGGGAGGCGACGCAGAGGAAGCAAUCAGAGAGUAGUUAGAAGUCCAGGAUCGUUCUAGGAAAUAAACCUAUUUGUCUUCUUUCAAUUAAAGGAAAACAAAUCAUUUAACGCUGACUCAGGUUCCUCAAAGUCAUAGUCUUCUGUCACUGAUGUGGACAAUCUAUACAAUGAUCAGAGUAUGUAUUGUAUUGUAUUAGUUAUUUACAUACAUAUAUUUAUUAUUUAAGAACAUGCAUGGUGUUGUUGUCAUUCUGAACAGUGAUACUCCAACUUUAUUGUUUUGAGCUGAACUCUAAAAGCCUGUGUUGAUAUUUGAUAGUUUAUUAAACUGGAGCAAUGUGAAGUUGA